Cherax quadricarinatus is the source of this 2942-nucleotide messenger RNA. RefSeq names its product chondroitin sulfate N-acetylgalactosaminyltransferase 1. Gene Ontology annotation, cellular component: Golgi cisterna membrane. Lineage: Eukaryota; Metazoa; Arthropoda; Malacostraca; Decapoda; Parastacidae. The record is from RefSeq and is a predicted model, not a curated record. Gene Ontology annotation, molecular function: glucuronosyl-N-acetylgalactosaminyl-proteoglycan 4-beta-N-acetylgalactosaminyltransferase activity.
GUUAGGUAUGGGAGAGAUGUAUGAUAUACAUGGCCGCGCGGGUGGUGUUGUGACCACACAAGUGUGGAUAAUUACCAGUUGUGGACAGUUACCAGGUGUGGACAGUUACCAGGUGUGGACAGUUACCAGGUGUAACUUGACAACCCCAAGUGAUAACUCCCGUGAACACUAUGGAUGACGACGAUAUUUUCACUAUUAUCAAGAUUAUUAUCACCGGCUUCUCUCCCCAGAGGGUGUGAUGGUGUGUAAUGCGGGUGAGGGGCGGUGGACGGCUGGGGCUCGCCCUGCUCUCCCUCACCACCCUCACACUACUGCUGCUUCAACAUUGUCGUCUCUCCCACCACUUGCACGGUGAGGAUGAAGGUGCAAGCUACGAGAGACAGCUGGCGUGGAGGGAGGAGGAACAUAGAGCUCACACUCGACGUCUCCUCCUCCAGAUAGCACAGCUCAAAGAAGAGCUCUCCAGGGUACAUGGCACCAGAGGUGAUUCAGAGUCAUCUGAGAGCCCAGGGUGGGGUGGGUUGGAAGCGCCUACACUUGUAUCUGGUGGCAGUGGUGACACUGCCACCAACACUAAUGUAGUGGUGGUGGAUGGUCCCUGUGGAGCUGUAAUACAACACCAGGUCGCUCAGUCCGAGAUCACGCAGGGCAUCCCGCUUAAUAAUGAGUAUGAGAUUGUGGCUUUCUCCCACUUCACAUGGUCAAGGGUGUACCCCUCAGAGCUUGGCCUGGGUAAGAGAGUGGUGGAGAAACCUAUAGGCUUUAAGCGUCGUGAUAUUCUUGCUGCUCUCACUGCAGCUCUUGAUCAUCUUAAUACACCCAUACCUGCCAGAUUUACAGUGGAUGAUUUUGUAGAGGGGAUGUACCGCACAGUGGCGACAAGUGGCACUCAGUACGAGUUACAGUUCCAUGACCGUCAUGCCAACCACUCCGGUCACCAGUACCGCUCUGUCACGCUUUUAAGACCCUUUGCACCAUUAACUGUAGUUACUAAAGUGCAACACAGCACUAAACAACUGAUCAACAUCAUCCUGCCACUCUCAGGAAGAAUAGAUACAUUUAGAGGAUUUAUGGAUAAACUUGUUACCAUCAUUCUUCGCCACGAUCGCCGAAUUUUCCUAACAGUUGUUUAUUUUGGCCACGAAGGCUUGCAACAAGUAAGAAAUAUUAUUACUAAUGCAUCCAAGGAGGCCAAGUUUAGACACAUCAAAUUGCUCACUCUAAAUGAAACUUUUUCUAGAGGAAAAGCACUCCAGGUCGGUGCCACCCAUUGGUCCAAGGGUGAUGUACUGCUGUUCAUGUGUGAUGUUGACAUUGUCUUCAGCACUCGUUUCUUGGAACGAUGCCGUCUCAAUGCUUUUCCAGGUCAUUCUGUCUACUACCCAGUCGUAUUUUCCCUGUAUAAUCCUCAGAUGGUUUAUCCUCUCCAAGGCAAACCUGUACCUCAGGAACUGGACCAGCUGGUGAUCUCUAGAGACACUGGGUUUUGGCGUGACUUUGGCUAUGGGAUGACAUGCCAAUAUAGAUCAGAUUUUUUGAGUGUUCAAGGCUUUGAUGAGGAUAUUAUUGGUUGGGGUGGUGAAGAUGUCUUACUCUAUCGCAAGUACGUCAAGUCUAGACUUUCGGUUAUCCGUUCUACGGAUCCUGGGAUAUUCCACUUGUGGCAUCCUAAGGAAUGCUCCACCUCUCUAUCUGCUGACCAGUACCGUGCCUGCAUCACCUCACGCGCCCUUAAUGAGGCCUCACAUGCUCACCUUGGCCUCAUUGCCUUUAAAGAUGAUCUGGGGAAGCAUCCCCUUGGAGCUGAAGCACUGACAGGCAGCAACACACUGGAAGAGCAGCAACUUAAAGCUGAAAUAACUGGUAUCAGCGAAGAGACGCCUUCAAACUUAUAUCGCAAAACUGUACCAUCUCUAUAAAUUGCCCACAAAACUUCAGAAAAGUUAGACAAAAUAAACCCCAUCGUGUAUACAUGCACAAUUCCUCCCAACCCCUCUCCCUGUUCUCCCUCUGGAUAUAGAAUUUUAAGCUGCUCAUAAUGUAAGUGCUUUAUUAGACAUGCUCUUAAAUCCUGUAGUUUUAUCACGUUGACUAGUCAUUCCGUUAGCCUAAGGAUAUAAAUGUUGAUUUCUUUUUCUUUACUGGAUGUUUUAGCAUGCAGUUUAAAACACAUGGUCAAAGAAGACAUGCUAUCAUUCAACUGUCAACUUCAGUUGAUGACAAGUCUUUUUUUUUUUUUUUACAAACCGGCCGUAUCCCACCAAGGCAGGGUGGCCCAAAAAGAAAAACGAAAGAUGACAAGUUUUAUUACCACAUAUUUUCUGUGAUUCCUAAUUUCUGGCAUUAAUGGAACUCAUUCUUUUUUUUUUUCUACCAUUCAGCUAAAGUAAAAAUACUCUCUCAAGAUAGGAUGUCAAAAUAUUUGCAUUAGUUAGACUUAUUAUACAAUCUUAGUCUACUUUAAUAGUUAACAUAUUUUUAGGAGCAUCAAAACAAUAAGCAAGCAUUGCCCUGAGAACAAAUUUUGCUGUACUCUUAUUUGUUAUAAUGCAAACUAGAAUUUGAUAGUUUGUUUAUACAGUACCAGUGAAAACUGUUAUGAACCUUAUUUCUAAUUUGGAUGCAAGUAAUUCAUCACUUAUCCAUUCAGGAUUCAUUUACAUGGAUAUUGUACGUAGUGUUAACUGGAUUAUAAUUAUUGUAGUCGCACAAAAGUGCAUUAAACACUGAGUACAGUGGACCCCCAACUUACAAUAUUAAUCCGUUCCAGAGAGCACCUCGUAAGACGAAAUUAUCGUAAGUCUAAUUAAUUUUCCCCAUAAGAAAUAAUGGAAAUCAAAUUCGUUCAAAACAUCCAAAAUUAUGAAAAAAAAAAAAAAAUUUUUACCACAUGAAAUAUACAUGUGGAUACAUGCACAAUAUAUAUAUUGUGCAUGUACUAG